Periophthalmus magnuspinnatus is the source of this 3572-nucleotide messenger RNA. RefSeq names its product solute carrier family 41 member 3 (gene slc41a3). Lineage: Eukaryota; Metazoa; Chordata; Actinopteri; Gobiiformes; Gobiidae. The record is from RefSeq and is a predicted model, not a curated record. Gene Ontology annotation, biological process: monoatomic cation transport. Gene Ontology annotation, cellular component: plasma membrane. The transcript is spliced from 11 exons. The coding region runs from base 351 to 1808 and encodes 485 amino acids. Gene Ontology annotation, molecular function: monoatomic cation transmembrane transporter activity.
GGAAUGGGAGGAAGUAGAGGAAUGUCGAAAGCGAGUGACACAAAUCUGGUAGUAUCAAUGUAGGUUUAGCGGUUCUGUUCUUUCAGUGGGAGCGAAAUGGAGAUACUGAAUAUAAUUUCACACAUAACCCGGGCUUGAAGUAGGGUAAUGUAUAGCAUUUUGUGAAUUUUUAAGUCCUAUUGUAGCUUUGAGCAUGUGGUGUAGGCUGAGGAGAAACAACAUACAGAUGUGCACCAUUAACGUGCAAACAUGGUCUAUGUGUGCAGUCUACACAGCACGGUUUAAAACGCUCUGAAAACAUAGUAUUCCCGUCGUAUUUUCAACCAUCCAGGAGAUAUCUAUGCAGCACAAUGGGAGGAGAGGACAAGCCCCCGACCAAAACCCGACAGAGGAAAAAGGGAAAGAAGUCCCGUUCUAAAGAAAAGAGUCCUGGUAGCAGUCCCAGUGCCCACCUCCAGGAUGACGAUGACUUCCUGGUUCCUCCAGCUCCACAGCCUCCACCCCAGAAGAAGAAACAGGAGGAGAAGCCCAAAGUGGCAGUGGCCAAAUUGGGGGAGGAGUCGUCCAUAGCCAUCUGUCUGCAGGUGCUGUUCCCCUACCUGUUAGCCGGGAUGGGGAUGGUGAUGGCAGGCAUGGUGCUGGACAUGGUACAGCAUUGGGAGGUGUUCAAGGUGAUCACUGAAAUAUUUAUUCUGGUACCAGCUCUCGUUGGGCUCAAAGGAAACUUGGAGAUGACCCUGGCUGCUCGUCUCUCAACUGCUGCAAACACGGGUCAAAUGGAUGAUCCUGACAAGCAGUGGCUAAUGGUGUACAGCAAUCUGGCUCUUAUACAGGUCCAGGCAACAGUGGUGGGCUUUCUGGCUGCUGUAGCUGCCAUUUGUUUAGGGGCCAUCUCCAGAGGGGGAGUGGAGCUGGACCAAGCAGCCGUCCUGUGUGCUAGCAGCAUCACCACUGCAUUUGUGGCUGCUCUCUCUUUAGGUCUGGUGAUGAUUGGCGUAAUCAUUGGUUCCAAGAAGGUGGGCAUCAACCCCGACAAUGUGGCGACUCCCAUUGCUGCCAGUCUGGGUGACCUGAUCACUCUGUCCCUGCUGGCCGGGGUCAGCAGCACACUCUAUGAAUAUAUUGACGUGUGGUACUUGUCUCCCCUGGUGUGCCUGGUGUUCCUGGCCCUGAUCCCUGUGUGGGUGCUGGUGGCCCGACAGAGCCCUCAGAUCAGAGAGGUGCUGAAGUCUGGGUGGCAGCCUGUCCUAGUAGCCAUGUCUAUUAGCAGUUUUGGAGGCCUUAUACUUGACAAGACAGUCAGUGAUCCAAACUUCGAGGGAAUGGCUGUCUUCACACCUGUUAUAAACGGGGUUGGGGGAAAUCUGGUAGCGAUCCAGGCCAGUAGGAUUUCCACGUACCUACACUUCUGGAGCAUCCCCGGUGUGCUGCCGUAUCAGAUGAGGCAACACUGGCCCAACCCUUUCAUCACAUUCUUCUCCUCAGGGGUGAACUCUAAGUCUGCGCGGGUGCUGCUGAUGCUGGUGGUCCCGGGACACCUGGUCUUCCUUUAUGCCAUUUCACUGCUGCAGGGCGAUGAAGCACCCAUCUCCCUCGCCUUUGUCGUCUGCUACCUGUGCGCUGCUCUCCUCCAGGUGAGCAUCCUCCUGUACGUGGCAGACCUGAUUGUGCGCAUGAUGUGGAGGCGCAGUCUGGACCCUGAUAACUUCUCCAUCCCGUACCUGACCGCUCUGGGGGACCUGCUGGGCACUGGCUUCUUGGCCAUGUGCUUCCAUAGCGUGUCCCUCAUCCACAGCCUCACCCUCUGAACGCACACUACAAUAUUCUCCACACUGCACGGAGAUGCUUUGGACUGCACAAUAAAGCGUUUCUGUUCCUAAUUACCGGGCCAGUACACUCAACCAUACAGUGUAGCGUAUUAAUCUGAUUUCAAGAUAUAGCAAGCACAUCAAUACAUCUCCGGAUCUAAUUGCUGAGAAUGUAAACCUGGAGUCAUUCCUUGUCAGCACUCAUAAUCCAACAUCAGGUUUUAGCCAACAAUAGCGUUCUACCUAGCAUGUGGAAUCAUUCUGAUGCAAGUUGUUAAAUUUUAUGUUUUAGAAUUGUUUUUGUCUUUGAGAAUAAAGAGAAAUGUGUUGUUUUGUGAAUUAUGUGUUCAGGCAAUAGUUAGACCAGUGUGAGAAAAACAGUGGUGGAUGAAGUACUCAAUUUUGCUACAGAUACAGAGGUUAAAAAGUUGCUCAAGUAAAAGUAUCAUCUGGAAAAAUGUAUUAAAGUACCAGUUUAAAAAAGUACUUUAACAAAUUAGCCAACUUGCCAAUAUUUUUACUUGGGGUAUUUAUUUUUGUUUGCUCAAAGCUGAAGGUUGAACUCUAAAACUGUAGUCAGGCUGUUGACACAAACACGGUAAAAAUAACUCCUCAAAUCAUAUAAAAAGUACGCUUUACUUUUCAGUUCAGUUCAAAACUGUAGUGGAGUAAAAAGUACAGAUACCUGCGCUCAAAUGUAAGUAAAACAUAUCUGUUGUAAAAUAUAUUAAAGUAAAGUACAGAUACCAAAAACAUUUACUAGUACAGUACUUUACUUGUGCUUCGUUGCCUUCCACCACUGGAGAGAACAAAUUAUUGCUUGAUGACUGGAAUGGAUUUAACUUGGUAGCAAAUAUUUGAAAUUGAAUAUUGACUGGAACCAGAACAUCUUUAAUAUUAGUGCUAAUCGCAGUAUGAAGCCAACUCAACCUAAUAAACAGUGUUAAAUGGUUAGCAUGUAUUUCAUCCAUUGGAACACCCAGUGAAAUGUUUUAUCUAGCAGGUGGUAAAACUGUUUUAGCUAUUGAAUUUGAAAUUGCACUAGCACCGUUUGUUUGUGCAAUUUAGUUUGUGGACAAUGACUGUGGUAGUGUUGUUGAAGCAAUAAACUUACUGCACAGUGAUGUAACACAUAAAGUCCACUACACGGAUCACCUCAACCCAGUUCACACCUAAGCACCUAAAAUCUGAAGUAUAUAAGGCUACAUUUAUUUCUCAGGCAUUGGAAAUACUGUGAUCUGUUUUGUUAUUGCUUUGCAUUACUUGACUGAACAGGACCCAGCCUUCCAGUUCAUUCUGUUACAGUAUCUGAACCAUAAAGCCUCUUCUACUCAUUAUCGACUGUUGCAUAUCUGAUUGUAUUCGUUUUCAGUCGCUGGAAGCAUUUGUUUUUGCACAUUGACUUGAAUGAUCAUUUUUCAAUCUUCAUUUCAGUUAAUACUUUUAGCGCUGAGCUUCUCGGGUACAAUACUAAGGCAUAUUGUUGUACAAAUGUCAUAUAUGUGAAUGUGUUAAUGUCAUUACUCUGCUCAUCUCACCUCAAGCAUUGUUUUAAAAGAUAAGGUUUAGGUAUUUCUAUUGUCCUGCACUGCCAUAUGGUCUGCCACACAGUGUCCUGCGGUUGUUGCAGGUUCCGAGAGCUUCCACAGCAGUGUUAUAACUAAUGUAAGUGCUAAGUAUGUGUGGUCUCUCAAUGUUUGGUAUACUGUAAUUCUGUGUUUGUGGCAUCAAAUAAUAUUUUAUUAAAAACCAACCUAUUUAAAA